AUGUUCUCAAACAGAAGUUCCGGCUCCGGCAAUCCCACUGGCAGCAGGAAUAAGGAAAACGAAACAAAGGAAGAACAAAACAAACGGGAUGACGCAGCUAUGGAGGCUAUCGUAAUGAAACCGACUAUACAAUCUGGAUUGAGAAAUCGAGAGAAAUCCAUGAAUCCGAACUCGCCGGGUAAGAAGAUAGUUCAGGAAAAGAUGGAUCAGUAUGCUAAGGAAAAGAAGGAAAAGAAAAAGAAGGAAGUACAAGCAGGGAAGCGUAAAUCGUAG
Messenger RNA from Botrytis porri, 273 nucleotides. RefSeq lists its product as uncharacterized. The transcript has a single exon. The record is from RefSeq and is a predicted model, not a curated record. Bases 1 to 273 code for a protein of 90 amino acids. Lineage: Eukaryota; Fungi; Ascomycota; Leotiomycetes; Helotiales; Sclerotiniaceae.